This is a messenger RNA of Acanthochromis polyacanthus (spiny chromis), 1078 nucleotides long. Its product is annotated as uracil nucleotide/cysteinyl leukotriene receptor. The record is from RefSeq and is a predicted model, not a curated record. Gene Ontology annotation, cellular component: membrane. Gene Ontology annotation, molecular function: G protein-coupled receptor activity. Bases 120 to 1040 code for a protein of 306 amino acids. Gene Ontology annotation, biological process: positive regulation of Rho protein signal transduction; phospholipase C-activating G protein-coupled receptor signaling pathway. The transcript has 2 exons. Lineage: Eukaryota; Metazoa; Chordata; Actinopteri; Pomacentridae.
CACAAGAGCUCACAACUUCCCACUUCUUCACCUGUUGGCUCGUUAGUGUCUUCCGCUGGUAGUAGAUAUUAAUUAUUUUCUGCGAUCUGUACCACAGGCGGAACCUCACCACAGCAACUAUGAAUAUUUCUGCAGGGGAGAGAGAGGGCUUCGAUGACACUGCUGCGGCCCAUUGGAAUAUUAUUCUUUCCAUAUUUUACAUCCUGAUUUUCAUCAUUGCCGUGCCUGGGAAUGCCUUGGCGCUGUGGGCCUUCUUUCACCAGAAAAGCACAUCUCCAUCCAAGGUGUUUCUGAGGAACCUCUCUGUAGCCGACAUCUCUUAUGUCCUCAUUUUACCCAUGCGCAUAGUUUACCACCUGUCUGACAGCCACUGGCCCUUUGGACACAUCCCCUGUCAACUACUAGGCUUCCUGUUCUACCUAAACAUGUACUGCAGCCUCUACUUAAUGAGCUUCAUUAGCCUGGACAGAUUCCUGGCUGUGGUUUUCCCUCUAAAAUCACAGACAAUUAGGAAGCCUGUGUAUGCAAAUGUAGCUGUUGGCAUACUUUGGGUGACUGUUAUCAUCUCCAUGAGUCCUAUGCUAUUCUCCAAACAGACCAACUCAUCUGGCACCUGCAACAAGCUGUACUUAGACAGAGCAUCUCAGACAGCUUUGGUUUCCACUGUUGUGGCGUUUGCUAUUCCCCUGACUACCAUAGUGGUUUCCUACAUACUGAUUGUGUUGAAACUAAGGACAGUCAGACAACAAGUGGAACGACCAGUGAAAGACAAAGCCAUAAGAAUGAUUAUACUCAUUGUGAUGAACUUCCUGCUCGCAUUUGUGCCAUACCAUGUAUGCAGGAUAGUCUACAUUAAAAGCCACAUUGGCGGUCCGAUUGCUAAAGCGAGUCGUGAGUCGCUGGGAAGAGCCACUCAGAUCACAUCUGCACUGACCUGCGUUAGUGGUGUACUGGAUCCUGUGAUGUAUUUCGUCUUGAAUCGUGCAUACAGGGACACAUUUCUCCGACUGUUCUGUAAAAAUAGAGAACGUAACCUAUAAAUAACUAACAUGUAAACAAUAAAACAUUUUGAAACAAA